AUGUUUUCGUCAGCGCUCAAGUCGUUUACUUCCAACAUCGGUUCAAACUAUACCAUCGCUCCUCAACCUAGUUCGACCUCUGGACCAUGGAAGAUCUUCGACGCCAAGAAGAAGUCGACUGGCAAACCUGCUUCGGUCUUCGUCUUCGACAAAAAGUCUCUGGAACCAUCAGCCAGUUCUCUAGGAGGUCGCGGAAACUCGUCGUCCAUCAAACGGGCUCAAGAGGAGGUCAUCGAUCGUCUGAAGAAGGAAGCAAGUUCUCUGGCCCGUCUACGACACCCCAGUGUUCUAGAGCUGGCCGAGCCAAUCGAGGAGACCCGUAGUGGUGGUCUUAUGUUUGCGACAGAACAAGUUACGGUUUCUCUUGCUGCUCUUCUGGCCGAAAAGGACGACCAAGAAAGAUCUGGACGCAACACAGGAAGAGGUAGUCGUUAUGUUGUUCGAGGGAACGACGGUCAAGACGAAAUUCGCGAACUCGAACUGGACGAGCUGGAGAUACAGAAGGGUCUGUUGCAGAUCGCAAAGGGGCUGGACUUCCUACAUCAGAGUGCGAAGCUGGUCCAUGCCAACUUGACACCGGACGCCAUCUUUGUGAACGCAAAGUCUGAUUGGAAAAUCUCGGGUCUGGCCUUCUCUACACCCUUCUCCGACUCUGUCUCAUCACCCUCUCUGUCGCUGUCUGAAGUUUUGAAUCAUGACCCUCGACUUCCGCCUUCAGUCCAGCUCAGCCUCGACUACACCUCUCCCGAUUUUGUGCUCGACAACAACAUCAACCCCUCGGCCGACAUGUUCUCCUUGGGUCUUCUCAUCAUUGCUCUUUACAACUCUCCGCAUCGUAGUCCCAUCGAAACACAUGAAAGUCUUUCGGCCUACAAACGUACCUUUUCCUCAUCCUCCUCCGUACCCAGCCAGAACAACAACUUUUUAUCUUCUGUACCGCUACCCAAGAAUCUCUCAUUUGAACUCUUACCACGUCUGAUAACACGACGUCCUGCCCAACGUCUCAACGCCAGCGAGUUUCAACAGGCUCAAUACUUUGACAACAUUCUCGUAUCAACAAUUCGCUUCCUGGAUGACUUGCCGGCCAAGACACCCAACGAGAAGGCUCAGUUUAUGCGUGGCCUUGCCAAGAUUAUGCCACAAUUCCCCAAAUCUGUCUUGGAGAGGAAGCUCUUGCCUGCUCUACUAGAAGAAAUGAAAGACCGUGAUCUGCUAGCCCCGAUUCUAUCGAAUGUCUUUGCCAUUGUAAAAGCUUCGCCGUCGGGAAAACGUGCUUUCACAGAUAAAGUCAUCCCAAGAUUACGCGAUAUAUUCCUUACGCAAUCGAACACAAAAACACCUGCUGAGCGGGAUACUACCAAAGAGGCUGGUCUGAUGAUUGUGCUCGAGAACAUGAAAGUUGUGGCCGACAAUUGCUCCGGCAAGGAGUUCAGAGAUGAUAUCCUUCCCCUCAUUGCUCUGGGUCUCAGUUCUCCGACUCAUGCUGUCGUUGAUGCUGCUCUUUCCACAUUGCCUGCUGUUCUCCCUGCUCUUGACUACAGUACAAUCAAGAAUGAGCUGUUCCCCGUCAUCGCUGGUGUCUUUGCCCAUACAAAUUCGCUCGGUAUCAAGAUCCGUGGUCUUGAAGCCUUUUACACACUGUGCGGUGGUACUGCUGACGAGGAAUCCAUCAGUGAUGGUCUCGAUGGCGUUUCCAUCUCGCGUGACUCCUCAAAACUCAGUAGCAGCCAAGUGCUUGACAAAUUCACGAUCCAGGAAAAGGUCGUGCCCCUGAUGAAGGGAAUCAAAACCAAAGAGCCUGGUGUCAUGGCCUUCAUGACUUUGAUCAAAUCUUUGUCUUCUCGCGUCGAAAGAGAACAUACUCGUAAACUCCAAGAACUGGGCUCAAGCAACGGAACUGGCUCGACAAGAUCGGGGGCGAGACAGCCAACUGCUUUCCAAUCAAGCUCGACCACUAAUGGUGGUGAAGUGGACUUUGCAAGCUUGGUCAGUGGAAGGAAGGGGACUGCUACUCCGGACAUCAUGAACGACUGGGGGCCGCCUGCUGUCAAACCCGCCUCGACGCAGCCCUCGAACGGUAUUCCCAGUGCAUCCCAGGCCUCAAACUUUUCGUCUUGGACAAGCGCGGCACCGGCUCAGGCUACUCGGUUGAACUCUUUGCAAUCCCAAGCCACUCAAAGAACAGUUACGCCAGAUCUCAAUAGUUCCUUCGCCGCACUUACACCUGCAUCGCCCUUCAAUGCACCACUGCAGCCCUCUUCUCGACAACCCUCUUCUUCCGGCUUCACAUCGCCACCCCUUAACCAAUCCACCAGCAACACUUCAUCUUCCAUAAACUGGUCCGCAGCAACCACCACACCAAACACAUCAACGUGGUCAUCACAGCAGAGACCAACAAAUGGAGGUAUACUUCCUCCACCCACCAAACGCACAUCGUCUUUUACUAUAGCCCCACCACCGAGUUUCACAACACAAACUCCAGUAUCUUCGAAUGCGUAUUCUGCGUUCUCGAUGCCUGCGAUGCAGCCACAGCAGACGCAGCAGAGACAGGCAUUACAACAACAGACGCUACAGCAGCAGCAACAACAACAGCCAAAGACGACGCAAAGUAGUGGAUUGGAUAAAUACCAGAGUUUGAUCUGA
Aureobasidium musti is the source of this 2643-nucleotide messenger RNA. The record is from the annotation of a GenBank genome assembly. NCBI's taxonomy places the organism in Eukaryota, Fungi, Ascomycota, Dothideomycetes, Dothideales, Saccotheciaceae.